Molecule: messenger RNA, 4173 nt
Organism: Anoplophora glabripennis (Asian longhorned beetle)
Lineage: Eukaryota; Metazoa; Arthropoda; Insecta; Coleoptera; Cerambycidae
Product: nuclear factor of activated T-cells 5
Exons: 11
Coding region: 103-3735 (1210 amino acids)
Biological process (GO): regulation of transcription by RNA polymerase II
Cellular component (GO): transcription regulator complex
Molecular function (GO): RNA polymerase II cis-regulatory region sequence-specific DNA binding; transcription factor binding; DNA-binding transcription factor activity, RNA polymerase II-specific
Source: RefSeq, a predicted model, not a curated record
AGCUACAUCGAAAAACAUUAAUGGCGGCUUUGUGUUAUUGUAAUUAACAAUAUUUGUUUUUAUUUACUGUGUAACGGGAUUAGUAAGUGAAAUCUGUAUACAAUGCCCCCAAAACGCAUUUCAAAGCCUUCUGUUUCUGGAAAGAAACUUCAGAAACAGUCCAAAACUACCAAAAAUGCAACCGAUGAACCCAAGAAAAAUGAGAAACCUACUAGCAAGGCGGGUACUUCUAAGGACUCAGGUGAAACAAAGAUGACUCUUUGUACCAUACCAACGAUGAGCUCUAGGCCUACCAGAAGACCGGGCAGGCCUCCAAGUGCAAAAUCCAGCAUGGGUAUCAGCAGGCCUAGAGACAUGUCAGCUAAAGUGAGAUCAACUUACAGGCGUAGCUUGGAUCCAUGUGAUAAUUCUAACGAUAGCGGAAUUGGUUUCGACCACCAUAUGGAUUCCCAUCACCACAUUAUGGGUAUGUCGGAGAGGUUAACAUGGACUGGUGAGAGAGCAGAGGCUAAAAGACCUAAGAUGGACAUCAAACUGGAGCAUGAUGACGUUAACGAUGGCUAUUGCUUCCCUGAGGCGGCUAGAAGUUGUAAAGACAAUAUUUCUUUGAUAAGGACUGCUCCAGCUGGUUCAGUUCCUUCUCUAAGCAUAGCAAACAACCAAAGCAGCUCCUCUGGGAGAGCGGUACCUAGGUGCAUACCCCUCUCAAGCAGGCAGUCCUCUUCUGCACCAGUAUCACUUACUGCACAACUUUUGUCAUCAUCUAGAUAUAUGGAUGUUUCCUUAAUGAUUGUUAAGCAGCCUGAACAACAACAUAGGGCUAGAUAUCAAACAGAAGGCAGCAGGGGCGCCGUUAAAGACAGAGAAGGAAAUGGUUUUCCUAUCGUUCAACUUAGUGGUUACCAUAAACCGACGACAUUACAAGUAUUUAUAGGUACAGACAUAGGUAAGGUAUCCCCGCACAUGUUCUAUCAGGCGUGUAAAGUUAGCGGCAAAAACUCCACCCCUUGCCUCGAAAAGAAAAUCGAUGGGACUUGCGUAAUAGAACUGCAACUGGACCCUUCUAAAGAGAUGAGCGCUACGUGCGACUGCGUAGGAAUACUAAAGGAGAGGAACGUAGAUGUAGAACAUCGGUUUCCCGACCAGUUAGGCAACAGGAGUAAAAAGAAAUCCACAAGAUGUCGGAUGAUCUUCAGAACCACCAUCACCCUUGAUAACGGCACACAGGAAACUCUACAAGCUUGUUCUCAACCCAUCGUUUGCACACAACCUCCUGGAGUACCGGAAAUCUGCAAAAAAUCCCUAACUUCGUGUCCUGCUAGCGGCGGCCUGGAGCUGUUCGUGCUUGGUAAAAAUUUUCUCAAGGACACCAAGGUCUACUUUCAGCUGUUUGAGGAAGGGCAUCUUUUGUGGGAGAAGGCUGUCGUUCCGGACAAGGAAUAUUUACAGCAGACACAUUUCGUAUGUGUAAUACCACCUUAUCGCACACCCGACAUAACCGAACCGGUAUCGGUGAGGUUAUGUGUGGUAUCGAGCGGUAAAACAAGUGAACCCCAUCAGUUUGUAUAUACGCCCGUUAACGGGGCUAUGCCCAGUGUUCACAUCGAUCCCUCACCACCGGCUCAACCGGCACAAUUUUUUAAGGGUAACUUUUGGAACUCGGCUGGUGUAACCAAGCGGGACCAAGAUUUAGACAUGAUGCCGCCACCCGAGUCCAGUUUGGUACCGAUGGCUACCAGACGUCCUUCUUUAAGUUUACCCUCCACUAGCGAAAUCCACAGUCCGCCUAUACAGACAUUAAAGCAGGAAUAUAUUGAUGAAAAUAGUCAGGGAUCGAUUGCAGACCAUGAAAGGUACAGACAUUUAUCUGAAAGUUCACUCGACGUGCAUCAUGGGGACUCUAAUGUAUCUAUGAUCAACGAAAAUUCUAUGGACAUGAUCCAUCAGAAUUCGUUGGGUCAUAUGAAUGAGAAUUCUAACAUAAGUGUUGGCAAUGAAGACAGUAUAGACGUCAUGGUUCGCAGGAACUCAAUCGGCAGAUGUGAGGACAGUGUCGAUGCGAUAAUACGCAGAAAUUCCAUGAGCCGACCUAUCUCUUCAGCUUGUGAAAGUUCUUUAGACUGUCCAGGUUCUAAUAUGUCUAUUAUAAACGAGAACAGUUCUUGUAGUACCCCGUUGCGCCGCAGCAAUUCUGUUAACGAGAGGCAAAGCCUGUCGCAGCACAUUCAUUCCGCGAGUCUUCUGGCAUCGAGUGGCAGCGCAACUGCUGUCGAAAAAGUAAUAGACUUGAGAAUGAAAAUGCCGAUGGCCACAGUUGCCGACCUUAUUAACACGACAGCCCCAUCUAUGGCCGCUUUACACGGAUUUGGAAUGGAGCAUACAAAUGGACCUUUGCCUACACAAAGCGCACAGAGCGUUGAAAAUUAUCUCACCAAAAUUGAAUCGAAACCUUCACUACUUACAAUCAGUAAUUCAACGAAUAUGUUGAUGAAGAGUGACUUGAAUGAAAAACUUACACAGAUGCUAAAUGCAGAACAGAGUGUCUUUCAGGCACAGAAAGUCUUAAACUCGCAGAUAAUAACAGGUCAAAAUUGCGGUAUGUUAUCCACGACCACUGAAAGUUUGUCACAUUUAGGUGCAACAACAGCACUUACCGGCCCGGAACCCGUAUAUUUAAGCUCGUCUAGGCCAUUCCUAUCGAGCACGACUCAGAACGAGGCUAUUAACAUUGUCGCAAAAUCCGAAGCAGCCGAUAUUGCUGAACAAACCUUGCCAGAACAGACAACUGCGAUGUCAUCAUCUGUCAUUACUACCAUGGCUACAUCACUCGAAAGAAGUGUGCCUACGCCAAUUAACACGGAAAAAUUAGAUGCUUUGGUCAAUUCAACGGUGGAGUCUCACCUAAGCCCUAGAAAAAAUGACACAGCUCCGAAAGAUGUCUUAAUCACAAACAAUAUGCCUUUGGUGACAACAAACAGUAACCCUUCUGAGGUCAUGAUAGCUUCUCAGGAUGUAAUGCUUAACAGCCACUCAAAUUUGUUGGUGCCUCCCACUAUCAACACCAGAAUGCCUUCCCCCGUCCUCGGGCAACAGGAGAUCAGUAAUUCUCACGCUGCUCCGAACCUUCCCGCUGAGGUUAUUCUAAAUUCGCAGAUAUCUCCCAGCCUUAUGUGUCGCAGCACGAGCAGUCUUCAGCAAGACGCACUUUUGCCAUCUCCUAAUUUGAAUAUUUGCUCAACCACCAAUUCGGUGGAAUCGAGCCUGCUGCCAUCACAACAAACCAUCAACACAUCUCAGACAUCGGCGGAGAGUCUGAAUUCCUUACAUUCCCCCAUUUCUGUCAAUCUUGCAACCGAACCAGAAAAGGCGGUUAUAUUCAAAGCUGCAGUUGACUUCUUAGAAACCCAGAAGAAAAUUUCUGAACUAGGGACCAAUUCUGCAAAGUGUGACAUCAUGAUGACUUCCAGAAGUCCUCACUCACUCAGUCAAUUACAAGACAACCCAGGGAACAAUUUCGUACAACCUCAAUUCGCCGACACAUGUACAAAUUUAAACUCACCAGUGGCCCACAAGGAGCAAAAGUCUGAGUUUGUUAUACCCAUACCCGUAAAGGAAAUCACCACGACGCAGAACGACAAGAAAAACGAGGACCGGAUGAUUCCGCAGUCGUUCACUUCUCUCACUGAAAACGAACUCAUCAACUUGAUAAAUCCUAGUUGUUUUGACCAAGUAUAAAUCAUUGGUGGAGGCAUCAUGAUCAUGUUCCGUACUUAUCUGUGUAAGAUGUUUUUUAUUUUGCAUUUCUUAAGUGCAGUUUAAAUUAUCCUAAAGUGCUUUUCAAUGUGCCGAUGCAAAACUAAAUUGCUGUUUUUGUAUAUAUUAAUGUGAUUGUCUUAUUAAAUUAGUAUUAUCAUUGCUCAUUUGGCCCAUUUGUUCACAUUGGAAGUCAUUAUAUUUUUAUUUGACAAGUUUAGAGUUAAGUUUGCUCAAUUUCAAUUAUAAAUAGAUGCUUUUAUUUUAAAUGAGACUUAAAUUUUAUUUAUUUGAUCUGUUAUUGUAAAAAAUAAAACUUUAACGAUUGAUUAGAGUUUUCAAAUCUAUUUGUUUUUGUUCCGAUUUGGAAUUUGGUGAAGUUUAAUUUAAAUAUCUCAAUGCAAGUAGUUAGGUCUCCCG